AUGACGAUGACAGUGGCAUCCAGGUGGCUUUUCGGCGGUGUUGUGCUGAGCCAAUUGCUCAGCUUGGCGGCGGCCGUCGACCUCCGACUCUACAAUACCGAUUACUCUUGCAACGGCAACAGGCUCAUCUGCUCCAACAUUCCCCAGCAGACAUGCUGCGUCCCCCGCGUGGAGUACUACUAUUCCGCGAGCUGCUUAAACUGUGACAGUGGGAUGACGCACUACGGGUGGCAGCGAGACGGCGGCAUAGCCUGCAGCAGGGUCGUGGUGAGCCGCCGUGGCGGCAGCAACAAUUGCAUCGUGCAGUCGGGCGUGACCAUCUUCGCAUUGUACGGCCAGACGUGGCAGUACAACAGCAGGAAGCGCGACGGCAAGGGUGAGCGGUCCCCGUCUUGCAAGGCAUCCGUGGAGCCCGACCUCGUGGAGAUUGAUGGCCAGUAUUUCAGCUUGAACGAGACCGUGCCAGACGCGCAGAAGGAUGACUUGUAUGCCCUUUUCCUGAACGGGACUGCCUUGGCAGAUGUGCCGAAGGAGCUGCAGGCCUUUGAGACGAAUUACUAUGCGGGAGAAGCUUGA
Molecule: messenger RNA, 576 nt
Organism: Verticillium dahliae VdLs.17
Lineage: Eukaryota; Fungi; Ascomycota; Sordariomycetes; Glomerellales; Plectosphaerellaceae
Exons: 2
Coding region: 1-576 (191 amino acids)
Source: RefSeq, a predicted model, not a curated record